This is a messenger RNA of Cherax quadricarinatus, 2577 nucleotides long. Lineage: Eukaryota; Metazoa; Arthropoda; Malacostraca; Decapoda; Parastacidae. The record is from RefSeq and is a predicted model, not a curated record.
AUGGUGGUCCCAGUAGUGACGCGGAUGGUGGUCCUGGUAGUGACGUGGAUGGUGGUUCCAUUAGUGGAUGGUGGUCCCAGUAGUGACGCGGAUGGUGGUCCCAGUAGUGACGUGGAUGGUGGUCCCAGUAGUGACGUGGAUGGUUGUCCCAGUAGUGACGUGGAUGGUUGUCCCAGUAGUGACGUGGAUGGUGGUCCCGGUCCCAGUAGUGACGUGGAUUGUUGUCCCAGUAGUGACGUGGAUGGUGGUCCCAGUAGUGACGUGGAUGGUGGUCCCAGUAGUGACGUGGAUGGUGGUCCCAGUAGUGACGUGGAUGGUGGUCCCAGUAGUGACGUGGAUGGUGAUCCCGGUCCCAGUAGUGACGUGGGUGGUGGUCCCGGUCCCAGUAGUGACGUGGAUGGUGGUCCCGGUCCCAGUAGUGACGUGGAUGGUGGUCCCUGUCCCAGUAGUGACGUGGAUGGUGGUCCCAGUAGUGACAUGGAUGGUGGUCCCAGUAGUGACGUGGAUGGUGGUCCCAGUAGUGACGUGGAUGGUGGUCCCAGUAGUGACGCGGAUGGUUGUCCCCGUAAUGGCGUGGAUGGUGGUCCCCGUCCCUGUAGUGACGCGGAUGGAGGUCCCAGUAGUGACGUGGAUAGUGGUCCCGGCCCCAGUAGUGACGUGGAUGGUGGUCCCAGUAGUGACGUUAAUGGUGGUCCCAGUAGUGACGUUAAUGGUGGUCCCAGUAGUGACGUGGAUGGUGGUCCCAGUAGUGACGCGGAUGGUGGUCCCAGUAGUGACGUGGAUGGUGGUCCCAGUAGUGACGUUAAUGGUGGUCCCAGUAGUGACGUGGAUGGUGGUCCCAGUAGUGACGUUAAUGGUGGUCCCAGUAGUGACGUGGAUGGUGGUCCCAGUAGUGACAUGGAUGGUGGUCCCAGUAGUGACGUGGAUGGUGGUCCCAGUAGUGACGUGGAUGGUGGUCCCAGUAGUGACGCGGAUGGUGGUCCCCGUAAUGGCGUGGAUGGUGGUCCCGGUCCCUGUAGUGACGCGGAUGGAGGUCCCAGUAGUGAUGUGGAUGGUGGUCGCAGUAGUGAUGUAGAUGGUGGUCCCGGUCCCAAUGGUGGUCCCGGUCCCAGUAGUGACGUGGAUGGUGGUCGCAGUAGUGAUGUAGAUGGUGGUCCCAGUAGUGACGUGGAUGGUGGUCCCAGUAGUGACGCAGAUUGUGGUCCCAGUAGUGACGUGGAUGGUGGUCCCUGUAGUGACGUGGAUGGUGGUCCCAGUAGUGACGUGGAUGGUGGUCUCAGUAGUGACGUGGAUGGUGGUCCCUGUAGUGACGUGGAUGGUGGUCCCAGUAGUGACGUGGAUGGUGGUCCCAUUAGUGACGUGGAUGGUGGUCGUAGUGACGUGGAUGGUGGUCCCAGUAGUGACGUGAAUGGUGGUCCCUGUAGUGACGUGGAUGGUGGUCCCAAUAGUGACGUGGAUGGUGGUCCCAGUAGUGACGCGGAUGGUGGUCCCAGUAGUGACGUGGAUGGUGGUCCCUGUAGUUACGUUUAUGGUGGUCCCUGUAGUGACGUGGAUGGUGGUCCCUGUAGUGACGUGUAUGGUGGUCCCAGUAGUGACGUGGAUGGUGGUCCCAGUAGUGACGUGGAUGGUGGUCCCUGUAGUGACGUGGAUGGAGGUCCCAGUAGUGACGCGUAUGGUGGUCCCAGUAGUGACGUGGAUGGUGGUCCCUGUAGUGACGUGGAUGGUGGCCCCUGUAGUGACGUGGAUGGUGGUCUUCGUAAUUCUUCCCCAGAGCCUAUAGGCUUGACAGUACUGAUUACCUGGAGGAGCAAUGCCGCUGUAUCUCCAACAGCUUCUGCCAGGCUGAAGUUUUCUAGCACACUGGAAAGCACACUGUACCGUGGGGAACGCCGAAGUCGACAGGAGCUGAGUGACGCUGUGUCUUCCAUUUCUCUGGAACAACACGCGGCUCACCCCAUUUAUCGAUUUCCUCAUUACACAGCUCCUGACGAAGCACUGGUAACAAAGUACGAGCCACCAGUAUCAUACAAGGAGUCGUUCAUGUCUGACUUGCUUGACCCUGCGAAGACCUGUCAUCAGUAUGAUGAAGACCUCCAAGUGGAGACUCAUCCCCUAAAUGACACAAUUGAAGUAAUCCUUGAUGUCAACACGCACAUGCUGGCUCCCAGUACUGAAAUUGGUGCUGAUACCAGUGGCCCCGGUAUCAGCUCCAAACCCACCAGGGCUACUGAUAUCAGUUCCAGACUCACCAGGACCACUGUUAUCAGUUCCAUACCCACCAAGACCACUGGUAUCAGUUCCAGACCCACCAAGGCCACUGGUAUCAGUUCCAGACCCACCAGGGCCCCUGGUAUCAGUUCCAAACCCACCAGGACCACUGGUAUCAGUUCCGGACCUACCAGAACCACUGGUGUCAGCUUCAGAGCUGAUACAAGGGCCCAGGUGGGUCUGGAGGUGAUACCGGUGCGGUUUCCUGUGAUGCUAUUGCUGGCGACCCUGAUAGUUGUGGUGUCAGCCCUGACACUGUUAGUGAUAGUUCUGGCCCUGGUGCAGAUUCAGAAAUUACAACAGCUGUGA